UCCAAUGUCUUCUCCAUGUUCGACCAAACCCAGAUCCAGGAGUUCAAAGAGGCCUUCACUGUGAUUGACCAGAACCGCGAUGGCAUUAUUGACAAGGAAGACCUUCGGGACACCUUUGCAGCCAUGGGGCGCCUCAAUGUGAAGAAUGAGGAGCUGGAUGCCAUGAUGAAGGAAGCCAGCGGUCCCAUCAACUUUACCGUCUUCCUCACCAUGUUCGGGGAGAAGCUCAAAGGUGCUGAUCCUGAGGAUGUGAUCACUGGAGCAUUCAAGAUCCUAGACCCUGAAGGGAAGGGCACCAUCAAGAAGCAGUUCCUGGAGGAGCUGCUUACCACGCAGUGUGACCGCUUCUCCCAGGAAGAGAUCAAGAACAUGUGGGCGGCCUUUCCCCCCGACGUGGGCGGCAACGUGGACUACAAAAACAUCUGCUAUGUCAUCACGCACGGCGAUGCCAAGGACCAGGAGUAGGAAAAUCCUCUAGGCCUCUGCUGGCCAACGCCUUCCUGCCAGCCAGAGCUGGGCCGCCUCCUAAUAAAACCCAACCGGUUUUUGUUUCUAA
This is a messenger RNA of Suncus etruscus (white-toothed pygmy shrew), 556 nucleotides long. It is a transcript of the gene MYL11, whose product is annotated as myosin light chain 11. The coding region runs from base 16 to 465 and encodes 149 amino acids. The transcript has 6 exons. Gene Ontology annotation, molecular function: calcium ion binding. Lineage: Eukaryota; Metazoa; Chordata; Mammalia; Eulipotyphla; Soricidae. Gene Ontology annotation, biological process: skeletal muscle tissue development. The record is from RefSeq and is a predicted model, not a curated record. Gene Ontology annotation, cellular component: cytoplasm.